Molecule: messenger RNA, 2323 nt
Organism: Rhopalosiphum maidis (corn leaf aphid)
Lineage: Eukaryota; Metazoa; Arthropoda; Insecta; Hemiptera; Aphididae
Product: laccase-8-like
Exons: 11
Coding region: 209-1978 (589 amino acids)
Biological process (GO): iron ion transport
Cellular component (GO): plasma membrane
Molecular function (GO): oxidoreductase activity; copper ion binding
Source: RefSeq, a predicted model, not a curated record
GGCAUCACGUCGAAGUUUCACUAGUGAGUUGCUCUUGCUUAAUGCGUUAACAAGUAAUAUAAUAAUAAUAUAAUUACAACGGGUUAAAACAAAGUUGAUUUUAUAUAUGUGAGAAUUAACAGUGAUUUACGAAUAAAAGUAAAAUUAAAAUAAGAUACCUAGUGUUUCAACUUCAAUUUGAAUCGGCCUGUGAAUUAAAAAUAAAAAAAUGACCGAAAGUAAUCUUUUGUGCGCGUGCAUGCUACGGUUAUCUAUUUUAGUUGGUCUUCUAUCAGUUGUGGUCACUAUAAUCUAUUAUACGCCUAUUCCCGAUCUUGAAGCUUCAAAACAAAAUUGUGAUAGAGAAUGUCAUGAACUGGAUUGGCCGUUAAUUUGUAGAUAUAAAAUUGUGCUGGAGACUCAAAAUAUUCAAAACGAUUGUCAAAAGUGUUUCUCCAACAAUCAAACGGAAUGCCAAAAUAAUAUUUAUUGCAAUAGAUUUUCAGAGAAAAUUAUUACUGCUAAUAGACAAGUUCCUGGUCCAUCUAUAAGAGUUUGUGAAAAUGAUAUAAUGGUAAUAGAUGUUGUUAAUCGAAUACCUGGUCAUAGUGUUUCGGUACACUGGAGAGGUCAGUGGCAAAAAGAGACUCCAGUAAUGGAUGGUGCACCUAUGGUAACACAAUGUCCAAUAUUACCACAUACAACAUUUCAAUAUAAAUUUAGAGCGGCUCAAGCAGGAACUCACUGGUGGCAAAUAUUAUCGGGCGACGAGUUGUCCGAUAGAGUAUUUGGAGCAUUUAUAGUGAAGCAGUCCAAAAGAAAAGAACCACAUGUCUCCAUUUAUGACUUUGAUGAAAUCCCACACGUUUUACUUGUAGAAUAUACGACAUUGACUCAAAAUGGUUUCAAUGAAAUGCGUAUAAAUGGAAUCGCGUCGAACACGUCAAUCACAGUACAAAAUAAUAGCAAGUAUAGAUUCAGAAUAAUAAAUACAGGCGGAGUUUCGCAAUGUCCAAUAGAAAUAAAAGUUCAUAAACAUCAUAUAACAGUUAUAUCAGUAGAUGGCCAUGCGAUUGAACCUAAACCAGUUGAUGUUAUUCAAGUUGAACCAGGUGAAACAUUAGACUUCAUUUUAACAACAAACAAAAAUAAAGGAAUUUUUGACAUGAUGGUUAGUUCAGAGGGUCACUGUAAGAGCAGUAAUCACACACACACAUUGUAUAUACAAUACAACUCGACAUUAAAUAAUAUUAUUUCAGAUACAAACAAUGUUGUACAAAAUACUGAACGCGGGGAUCGACGUUUGUCCAUUACAAGUCUAACAAGCUUACCUUACGAGUUGUCUGCAGUUAAAUUGAAAAAUACAAUUUAUUUGGGAUUUUCUUCGAUUCAAUAUCAACUUGGUGAAGGAAGCUGGUCAUUGCCGAAUUUUAACAAUAUGUCAAUGGUGCUACCUUCCGCUCCGCUGUUAUUGCAACAGCCUGAAGAUGUGAUAGUGUGCAAUGCAGAAAAUGUACCACUCAAAUGCCGGUCUAGUAUCACAUCUUGCGAGUGUACGCAUGUCAUUGACUUACCGUUGGGUACUGCUACGGAAUUAGUUAUUUUCGAUACAGAGCACACGCUGUUCAAAACGGAUAGAUCCCAUUCGUUUUAUUUGCAUGGACACAGUUUCUACGUGGUUGGCCAGAGGAGCAAGGCGUUCGUAAAGUCAGCGGAUCAUGCAAAGAAGUUGGACAGUGAUGGGCAUUUAGUACACAGGAAACUCGAUAGGUCGGUGCUGAAAAACAGCGUUGUCGUGCCAGCAGCAGGUGUAUCUGUUGUACGAUUUAUCGCUGACAAUCCCGGAUAUUGGUUAUUCAGGAGUGAAAAAACUUCCGAAUGGUCCAGUGGCUUAUCAUUGAUAUUUAGAGUGACAAAUCCUUCUGGAAAUUUUCCUCAAGUACCUGAAGACUUUCCUAAAUGUGGAAAUUUCAUAGGACCAGAAUUUUUUUUGGCUUGAUAAUGUUGAAAUAUUUCAAUCAUUGUUACCGUAUUAAUCUUGAUCUCCAACAAUAUCCUUAAGGUAUAUGAUAAGAUAUAGGCUGUAAUAGUUUUAAAUAUGAAUGUUACAUGUAAGUUUAUUUUUUUUAAGAAUUAGUUAUUAUUUAUUAUUUCAGUUUAUAUUGUUUGUAACCAUUGUAAUAUGUAAAAAAAUUAUAAUGUAUAAUGUAUUACCAGUUCCCAUGUACCUAUAAUUUAUUUUAUGUAAUGAUAAAUUUGCUUCUGUAUAAAGCCAACAUUUAAUAUCCGUAUCCUAUAAAAAUAUAUUUUUUUAUUUUAUCUUAAGCUCAAUUAAAUAGUGGUU